Carassius gibelio (silver crucian carp) is the source of this 2525-nucleotide messenger RNA. RefSeq lists its product as uncharacterized. Lineage: Eukaryota; Metazoa; Chordata; Actinopteri; Cypriniformes; Cyprinidae. Gene Ontology annotation, biological process: protein deubiquitination. Gene Ontology annotation, molecular function: cysteine-type deubiquitinase activity. The transcript is spliced from 4 exons. The coding region runs from base 507 to 2525 and encodes 672 amino acids. The record is from RefSeq and is a predicted model, not a curated record.
UUGAAAAUAGUGGGUUUUAUAUUUGUAUUUUUUAAAUUGAGAUGGGCGUAUUCAACUGCUUGUUUGUGAUUGGUUGAAAACCAGUUAGUAGUUUUUGUACACAAAAUGUAGCCUAUCACAUUAAGACUACGUUAGUUUGAAUUUGUUUUGCAUCAUUUUACGAUUGAAGUUUAAAUAAACAUUAAAUUGUUUCACAGGUUAUGUAGACUAUUUAAGAAUAAAUUAUUUUUACUAAUUUUAUUUAAAUUUUUUCCAAUGUAAAUUCAAGAAAGGUAGCCUACUAUACAUUUGAUGUAGGGCUAUUUGUUUAGCCAUCAAAGAUAUUAAGCAUUCUGAAGUUUGGGGUGGGCCUAUAUGUUUUAUUGGCAGCGAGGGCCGUUGUUGUCAUGGCACUGGGUUAAAAUAUUAUUUUUUUAUUAUUAUUUUUGCUGUUUUUUUAUUAUUAUUUUUGCAGUUUGCUGCUAACAGUGAAUAGCAAGGACCAGUAACGUUCCCAAGCUCCAGUCAUGAGCCCAACACACCAGAAUGGGCAGAAUACUGAGAAACUUGAUUUUGAGAUGCCUCGCACAAAGCAAGCCCGGCGCUCCCAGGCCGCAAAGAAGAGGAUGGCAGACCGGAUGGCUGCUGAUCCUGAAGAGGCUCUGCCACCUCUUAAAAAAUUGGCAGAAGUAACAGAACGUUGUGUACAUCACAACGGGGCUAUAAAACUGGGUCAUAACAGUGGUCAUAACCGUGGUCAUAACCUUGGGCUAACAAGUGGUCAAACAAGUGGUCAAACAAGUGGUCAAACAAGUGGUCAAACAAGUGGUCAAACAAGUGGUCAAACAAGUGGUCUAACAAGUGGUCUAACAAGUGGUCAAACAAGUGGUCAAACAAGUGGUCAAACAAGUGGUCUAACAAGCGGUCUAACAAGCGGUCUAACAAGUGGUCUAAACAAUGAUGCUAAAAACACGGAUCAUAAUAGUACUGUUAAGAUGACCAUGAAAGCUGUUUCUGAUUUGUGUCCACAGAAAUCGUACAUCAGUGGCUCUUUCCAUCAAGGAGAUUACCGUUUUGGUCGGAAUAGGGGAAGUCAAUGUGGUGCAAACUGUUUAACUGCAAUUUUGAUGAGUAAGAUGAAAAAUGUGUUGCAGUGGACGAGAAAUGACCUGAAUGCUGUUCUGAUCCAUGGAGAUGACCUGUACAGUGCCAUGAGAGACGCAGGGAAAAUCAACGAUCCUGAAUCCGGCUUCAUAGCUGUUCAUGAGCUACCAGACACACACACACUUAAAGAUAGUCGGUUUUCAAUAAACUAUGGUGAAACAUUGACUGGAUUGUUUGGUGUCAAUAAAUAUGAUGGGGAACUACAGGGGUAUGCGAUGUCAUUUGAUGAAGCAGUAAAUCGAGCAUUCCAGAGGUUUGAUACUGUUUUAGUGAAUAUUAAGCUAACCAUAUGUGCAGCUGUCAGAGAAGGUUCCUGGUAUGCAGUGAUUGAUCCACAUUCAAGACGAGGUGAUGGCAGAUGUGUAGCUGACGGUAAGAGUGUAGUGGUUUACCAUCGUAACUUGCACUCGCUGAUUGUUCAUUUCCGGAAACUUGCCGCAUCUAUAAAUGCACGUUACCAGGAGUUUGAGGUAACUGGGGUCAACGCGGUUAUGACUGGAUUAAAACAGCCAUUCUGGCAAGUGAUUGAGAACGCUGGUCCAGCAGAAAAUGAGAGUGAAGGUGAGAAGUCGGACGUGGAAGUUGAUGUUGGGUGCAGUGAAUUUCUGAAUGAUUUCAUGGACAAAACAUCUGUGAAAGAAACUUGUGCACAACAGAGAAUGAAAAUGACAUACCCAACUAAUGAAAAUGCAGGUGAUGUUACAUUCCUUUCACAAACUGCUAGUGUUUCUUUAAGGUUUAGUCCAUUAACAUUUGAGCAACAAAAGGGUGUUUGCUUAAAGUUAAACAUUGCAAACAUUGUAAAACCAUCUGAGUACAAUCCACCUGAGACUGUUGAAGUGGUUGAGCCUUGUGAAACGAACAAGACUGUUGCGGAUGGAAACUCUUUUUUUAGAGCUUUAGCCUUUGCUGUAAGUGGAACGGAACGAGAACACCGAAAAGUGAGACGAGCUGUCGUUACACACAUUCUGCAGAAUGAAGAAAAGUACCUACAGUAUCUCAGACAAGGAUACAGCUCUGUACCAGACUACAUUGCCAAAACAAGAAUUAAAUUCGUUGGAAAUCGGGCUACAGAGAUGGAAAUUCAAGCAGCCAGUGAUUUAAUUGGCAUAGACAUAUUUACAUACAGUCAAGAGAAAUGGUUUAGAUUUUCAUCUUCAAAUGCUUCCUUUAAUGCACAUGGUUGUCAAGACAGUGGCAUAUAUUUGAAAUAUGUAAACAGCUGCCAUUAUGAAGUUGUUGUAUGUGGAAAUAGCAAGGAUGGUAACUGUGUAUUAUUUUGUAAAUCACCAUCUCAACAUUCACUGCCUGAUCUAGCAUCAAAUGUGUCUUUAAAGUCACUUGAGGAUUCUAGUGAGAAACUUGACUGCAACAAUAUUUAG